ACCGAGGAAGAAGCCAUUCGAGGGAGACUGAAAGGUUCUUACGCAGCGCAAGAAAAUACAAUAUGUGACCGACUGAUCUUUGUUAACAAGCUAACUUUGCUCCUUAUUUCAACCGAAAAUUGCACUCUCUUAUCGCGACGAUUUGCUUUGGAGGAUGACUUGCAAUAUCGGGCGAUGUCACUGGUUCACUGAUUGGUUGAAGGAUCGCUUGGCUUCGUUUUCUAAACUUCCGUGGUAAACGUCUCCAAUGGAGGCAAACAUCGUUUUUAACGCAAGGGUGAAACGGAAAGACUCUUCGCGGGCAGUGGUCAUCGCAGUAACUGACAGCUCUGUCUUUGACCUGGAGGAAGAGGAGGGGCCCGAAACAGAUUCCGCGGCCAAUGAGAAUGAGCCUUUUAAAAUGGGGGCAGCCAUCCCCUUUAUGAAGGCAGUGCAGGGAGUGAAUGAGGCUCUACUGGAGAUGGACGCAGAGGAAACCCUGCUGUUUGACCCGAUUCUCCUCUCCAAAAACCACAGCCCCCACUUCCGCUCGAGGAUCGAGUGCAGCGCAGUGCAUUAUGGUCUCGAGAUUAGCCGAUUCUGCUUUUGCGGCCCGGACGAUUUCGCCGAAUCCCUGCAGUCGAACGGCGCCAAGCUGUUCCUGUCAGCAGGCCGGGAUGAGGUCUACCAGGUCUGGGAAAAAGGUAUUCCAGCAGCGCUGCUGUACCCACAGGAUAUCCCAGAAUCCCCUGAGCCACUCAGGGUUCUGUUCAUGGGGGAUGUACUGGGCCUGGGCGACGACGCGGCACCGCUUCUGACAGAACUGGGCUUCAGCGACACCCAGCUACAGCACAUUACAGCUGUAAAGGGUGCCAUGGGGGACUUUGCGGCCCGCGUGGGGGAAAUGAGGAGCAGAUUCAGGCAGGGCCACAGCCCUCUCUGUGCCUACCUGCUUCUGGCGUGGGGCCCCAGGGACGUGUGUGCGGACGCCCUGAAGACGCUGCGCGGCUGGGGCCUGGAGGCGGACGAGGCCUUCUGCCUGGCCGGGGCCCCCAGGGGCCCCAUUCUGGCCCAGAUACGGCCCCACGUCCUGCUGGACCUCGGACUGCAGGGCCCACACACCCUUCCUGCGGAUGGCUGAAAGGGUCGUCCGUCAGACGAACUGGGUCGCGUCUUGUCCGUCUUCCCUUUAUUCUGAGGUUCCACCAGCAGGAACCUGAGGUCAAUAAACUGCUUUUCUUUCUGCAAUUCAUAGAAUUUAGUACGGAUAUGUAUACGUAGGUCAGUCUAAACUUCAGUUACUUGCUUUUCAUCGUCUACCAGGGAUAAACGCAUUCUUUAACAGAUCGGACAGCCAGCCAUACAUAUGAUAACACCUCUCCUCUCUAAUGCAAUCCCGAUAGCCUUCAUGCGUUUCUCCACGUGGGACUCUCUGACUCCAGGGCUGGGCAGGAGCUGAGAAGGAAGGAAGGAAGGGAAGGCUGGUUGACCAACACCUGUGUGGCGAUGAAGGGAGUGUUGACCGUCCAGGUUCCUUGAAUUCUGGGAACUCUGUUUCAGGGCCACUCUCAGGGUUUCAAAAGUAAACUUGUCACCAGAUCAAACUACUUCACUGAAGUUGCUUGCAUUGCGACCGUUGGUGUGUUGUUACAUUGCCACAUGAAUGUUGAUAUUUUCGCAUGCAUUUCUUUAAAAGAAAAUGGUUUGUCUGGCACUUAAAUUUGUGUGUUUUAUUGUG
Molecule: messenger RNA, 1717 nt
Organism: Conger conger (European conger)
Lineage: Eukaryota; Metazoa; Chordata; Actinopteri; Anguilliformes; Congridae
Product: cytosolic 5'-nucleotidase 1A
Exons: 7
Coding region: 248-1120 (290 amino acids)
Biological process (GO): nucleotide metabolic process; adenosine metabolic process
Cellular component (GO): cytoplasm; cytosol
Molecular function (GO): magnesium ion binding; nucleotide binding; 5'-nucleotidase activity
Source: RefSeq, a predicted model, not a curated record